UUAAAAAGGAUGUUCCUUCCGAUUGUUUUCAAUAUCUUUCAUCAACAUGUCUAUUGCAAUAGGAUUAGAAGAUGAUGCAGAGUACAAAAAGAUCUGUGAGAACCACAAACACUUGAUAGAAACACUACCCAAAUGCAAUGGAUGGAGGACACUACACCUUCAUAACUACAAUGGCUACUGGUUAAGCACCAAGAUCCUAAAAUCCAACCUACUUAUACAUGCCUAUUUCAAGUCACAACCCACUGACAUCUUCUUGGCCUCCUUCAUGAAGUCUGGCACCACCUGGCUUAAAGCUCUAGUGUUCUCUACCCUUAACCGCGACCGCUACACAUUCUCAAACCACCAUUUGCACAAUCACAGUCCACAUAGCAUCAUUCCGGUUAUCGACGCUGAAUCCUACCAUAUCACUGACUUCACCAACCUCUCAGCUCCUCGACUCUUCUCUACGCAUUAUCCUCUCCCUUUGUUACCAGCUUGUAUGAGUUGUGCAAAGCUAGUCUACGUUUGUAGGGACCCGAAAGACGUAUUGGUUUCCAAGUGGCUUUUCAUGAGCAAACUUAGAUCCAAAGAUCUACCUCCCCUUUCGUUUGAUGAAGCGUUUGAGCUAUUCUGCGUUGGGGCGUCAGAGUAUGGGCCAUUCUGGGAACAUGUUUUGUCGUAUUGGAGAGCUAGCUUGGAAAAUCCGGACAAGAUUUUGUUCUUGAAAUACGAGGAGAUGAAGAAAGAGCCGGAGAUGGUGGUGAGGAAGUUGGCCGCUUUCCUAGGGAAGGCGGUAACGGUGGAGGAAGAGGAGAAAGGGGUGGUGAGGGAGAUAGUUAAGUUGUGUAGCUUUGAGAAUUUGAGUAAUCUAGAGGUGAACAAGACGGGUGUCGAAAAGUUUGGCAAGGUGUUGGAUGUGGAGAAGCGAGAUUUCUUCAGAAAAGGAGUGAUUGGAGAUUGGAAAAACUAUUUGAGCGAUGAGAUGAAAGAACGUAUUGAUGGAAUCACUGAUGAGAAGUUUAAGGGUUCAGGUUUGACCUUUACAACUGUUUGAGGUCAGGAUCAUGAAAAACUAGUUAAGUUGUGUACCUAUUUGCACACUCAUUUGUUUAUUGGCACACUAAAAAGGUGUUUUUUGUCUUAUAUGCACACCCUGCAGUGUCUAGCUGUGGCCAAAGCGUGGCGUUUUGGUCUGGUCAACCAGACAAAGACUGACGGGUGUCUGACGGGUCUGUUGACCGGACCAAAACGCCGAGCUU
Molecule: messenger RNA, 1238 nt
Organism: Helianthus annuus (common sunflower)
Lineage: Eukaryota; Viridiplantae; Streptophyta; Magnoliopsida; Asterales; Asteraceae
Product: cytosolic sulfotransferase 17-like
Exons: 1
Coding region: 47-1033 (328 amino acids)
Biological process (GO): sulfation
Cellular component (GO): cytoplasm
Molecular function (GO): sulfotransferase activity
Source: RefSeq, a predicted model, not a curated record